UCUGGUCACACUGCUUUGCUGGCUCAUUCGCACUAGCACAACAACAACAAAGCGAAACAAUAAUCAAAAAGGAAACAGAGUCCGCUCCUAAACACUAAUAUUCUAGUUUCACUUUGCAAAGGGUGAAGUGAGUGAUUUUUUUUCGUUUUCCUCUGUGUCUGGGGCUGUCCAGCUGUGUGAUUGCGCAAUCGAAAGCGCCCAACCCCAACCCCCGCGCCAACCACCUUAGUUCCAUUCCAUCCCAGUGUGUGUUUGUUUGUGUGUGUGUGCGCGCGAGUGCCAGUGCUAGUGUGUAAACAACAACAGUAAGCGCGAACACGGAGGAACAGAGGAGAUUGAUUGAAAGAGCGGAGACUUUUGAUGGGCAACUCGCAACCAAGGCAUGAGAGCAGAAGGACACCGCAAGGCACUCAAGAAGCAGCGGAACUGAGCGAGCCGCUGGAGCAGCAGCAGCAACAGCCAGAAGAGCAACAGAGACAGCAGGCGACGUCAUCGAUAACCUUUGGCUGCGGAGGCAGCAGCACCAGGAGAUCCCAGGCUCAGAUCCAUACCCAAUCCCCACCAGCUGCCCCAGCAGUAGCGGAUUCGCAACCAGCAGCAGCAGAGGCGCAGCAGCAGCAGUCGCACCAACAGCAACAGCAGCAGCAGCUCUCCACGUGGAGUCUUGGCAGUCUUGGCGGCGGACGACUCACCUGGAGCUUCUCCGCGGCCCGCAACUCUUUCCGUCACCGGAACAAAGCCACGCGCAAGAGCUUGACUUCGCUACAUGGCUCUCGGCGCAGCAAGACACAGUGGCAUCGACCUCUGACCAAUUCCAUCUUUAACUCUCACUUCAAGGAGUCCAGUCGCAACGAGCAGUUUCGCCUGGAGCAUCUGGUGGCCAAGGGAGCCUUUGGUGUGGUCUUUAAGGUGUGCGACAAGACCGACAGCAGCGCCUGCUACGCUCUCAAAGUGCUAAAAAAAUCAAAGCUCAUCGAGGACAACAGCGUGCGUCAGAUUAAGGACGAGGCUGAUAUUCAAAAGGUGUGCGGUCACCAUCCGUUUAUUGUGAAGCAGAUCGAUCUGUGGCAGAACCGACACAAUCUACACAUCCUUUCCGAAUAUGUACCGAAUGGCGAAUUGUUCUCCAAGAUAGGACACUUUUCCAUUGACCUGGUGCGCUUGUACAUCGGUGAGAUAGCUCUUGCUUUGGACUUCCUCCACAACGCCGGCAUUAUCUAUCGGGAUGCCAAGCCGGAGAACAUUCUGCUAACGCAUCAAUUCCACGUCAAGUUGACCGACUUUGGCCUUAGCAAGUGGCUCAAACUGGGGGCCAAUACGCGCACCAUGUGUGGCACUUUCAAAUACAUGGCCCCAGAGAUUCUAUGCGGCGAACCUUAUGGCCAUGCAGUGGACUGGUGGGCCUUGGGCGUCAUUGCCUGCCAGAUGCUGACACAGAAGUCGCCCAACAUCAAGCGGCAUCUGAUGAUGCGUCGCCGUCAGGAGAGUGUGUCCCAGGAGGAGGAGCGCCUGUCCAAUGCCCCGUCCAUUGCCCAGAUCAAUGGCUGCCUGCAGGACAGCGAUGAUGGCGACAGCAAUAGCGAUGAUUUCUUGCCGGAUGCUGUGCACAGCCUAAGUCACGAGGGGCAGGACGUGCUCCGCCAACUGCUGGCUAUAGAGCCGCGUCAGCGUAUCCGCAGUGUGAUGGCGCUGCAGAGGAUUGCCCUCUACAAGGGCUACAAGCUGAGUGCCAAGCGACUCCUCGGUCUCUCUCCGCGAGACAUCAUUGCCCGGGAUGGUAUCCGGGUGUACGAGUACAGUCAGUUUGAUCAGGCAACCAGCCAGUGUGCCAUCAAAGCAUUCCAGAACUUCUAGUGGGAGCUAGGACUUUGUGUUUAGCCAUAUUUUUCAACGGUAUUUGUUUUUUAUUAAAAUUUAUAUUAACAUUUUAAUGAAUAAUUCA
Molecule: messenger RNA, 1942 nt
Organism: Drosophila kikkawai
Lineage: Eukaryota; Metazoa; Arthropoda; Insecta; Diptera; Drosophilidae
Gene: S6KL
Product: S6 Kinase Like
Biological process (GO): peptidyl-serine phosphorylation
Molecular function (GO): ATP binding; protein serine/threonine kinase activity
Source: RefSeq, a predicted model, not a curated record